AUGAUUGUGUGGCGUAUUUGGUUGGCUCGAAAUGAUGUUCUUUGGAGCAACAAAUCGACAAAAGUUUCAGAGGUGAUUCGUUCGGCUAAGACUAAUCUUGACACAUGGAAAAAUGCUCAAUCAAAGGAUUUAAUACCAUUACUGAAUGUUAAUUUUAGUAAUGGUAGGGAGCAUUGGAUGAAACCAGUUACAACUAAUUCAAAUCGAUUUCCAGCUUCGAAGAUAGCCCUGUCGACGUUGAUCUUGAGCUUAGUUGUAAGGGUAUCUCCUGAGAUUGCUGAAGUGGUUGGAGUGAAGGAAGCUUUGAGUUGGAUAAAGUUGAGAAAUUUGUAUGAUGUGGAAAUUGAAACUGAUUCUUUAGUAGUUGUUCAGGCUAUUAAUGGUUCAGUUCAAAUGCCAUCUCAAUUUGGUUUACUUAUUCAAGAUUGUCAAAUGCUUCUUUCAGCAUUACAUAAUGUCUUUAUUUCUUUUGUUAAACGAUCUGCAAAUAAGGUCGCUUAUUGCAUUGUGAGAUGGUUUUGUUUUAUGUGUUGGAAUUCUCUACAGUUCUUCCAAUUACAACAUUAA
Messenger RNA from Cannabis sativa, 567 nucleotides. RefSeq lists its product as uncharacterized. Gene Ontology annotation, molecular function: nucleic acid binding; RNA-DNA hybrid ribonuclease activity. The record is from RefSeq and is a predicted model, not a curated record. The coding region runs from base 1 to 567 and encodes 188 amino acids. The transcript has a single exon. NCBI's taxonomy places the organism in Eukaryota, Viridiplantae, Streptophyta, Magnoliopsida, Rosales, Cannabaceae.